Messenger RNA from Endocarpon pusillum Z07020, 1284 nucleotides. RefSeq lists its product as uncharacterized. The record is from RefSeq and is a predicted model, not a curated record. Gene Ontology annotation, molecular function: cysteine-type deubiquitinase activity. The transcript is spliced from 3 exons. Gene Ontology annotation, biological process: protein deubiquitination. The coding region runs from base 1 to 1284 and encodes 427 amino acids. Lineage: Eukaryota; Fungi; Ascomycota; Eurotiomycetes; Verrucariales; Verrucariaceae.
AUGUCUAACAGCGAUGGCAGAAGACGUCUGCCCAUCAUGGUGCGUGCAGGAAGGAAGAGCCAGAAGCCUUACUGGCCGUUCAUGGAACUAUGGGGACUGCACAGAAGACCCAUCGUUUCGGAUGGGAAUUGCCUGUUUCGAGCCUUGUCGGACCAACUAUUCGAUACCACUGAAAGACACGAUGAGAUCCGCCAGACCGUCGUCUGGUAUCUCCGUGCCAAUCGAGAGCAAUUCGAACCAUUUGUCCCCCUUGAUACUGAAGACUUGGUGCGAAGCCAGCCAAACACAAGAUCCAGCCGGUCAAGAAGAGCCAGCGCCGAGGAUCCCUACGAGGCCUAUCUGGAGAAUAUGGCAAAGCCAAAGACCUGGGGCGGAGAGGUAGAGAUCAGGGCCUUCUCCGAGGCAUACGACAGAGAUGUGCUGAUUCACCGGCCCACCGAUGCUGGCCAGCCUUUUGACCAGAUGGUCAACAACAAACGUGCUGCUGGACAGCCGAGACAAUUUGUCCACGUGUCGUUCGGCGGAGAAUCAACCCAUCCUCAUUACGAGUCGGUCCGCCCAAUCAAGUCUGCUUCGCCAGCUGCGAGCCACCCCUCCUCCACACCAGCAACACCACUGUGCGGCCCAGCCGACAAACCUCUCUCCCUGCCCGAGUACAGCACCGAACCAUUGAACCAGAUCCAGCAAGCCCGUCCAAAUCUCUCUGCUGAAGAGCUAUACUCCUUCCUGGAAAAAUCCAGGAACCAACUAGACACAAUCUUCGGCCAGAUCAUCAACACGGAUCGAGAGCGAAGCUCGUCGGCGUCAGCCUCAUCACAGCGAAGCUCCAGCUCCAAGAGGUCUCGAGACGACAACGGCGACGGAGAAGAAGAAGACUCAGACAACAGAGCUUCAAAGCGCGCAAUGAGGCGUAUAAGCCUCAGAAAUAAGACGCACGCCUUCGUCACGUAUAUCACGCCGGCGUCUUCGCAGAGGGGGACGGAGAUAUCGUUCAAGAUCCGUGUUGACACGCCGCCGGGUACCCCUACUGAGAACCCAGAGCCGGAAAAGGGAGCUGCCGAGAAGGGAAAGGGUGGCUCGGACGGUGAGAAGAAUGACAAUGAAUGCGCAAAGGAAGGUGGUGAGGAGCGGGAGGGCCCCACAGUGUCGAAAUCAGAUGAGGAAAACGUCCCGGAUACCACGGACAAAUCACCCAAAACGGAAACCGAGGAAAAGGCUGCCGUGUCGGGCAAGCCCAAAGGGGGAAGUAGGGGUAGGGCAAAGACCAGGGCAAGGAAUGCCUGA